AUGCCUACUAAGAUUCUCCUCACUGGUGGCAGUGGGUUUGUGGCGUCUCACAUCCUCUCACUCCUGCUAGAACGUGGCCAUAGUGUCGUGACCACUGUCAGGAGUGAAGAGAAGGCAGGCCAGAUCCGACAGCGUUUUUCUGCAGUUUCCAAAUCAAAACUAGACUUCGCCAUCAAAGGAGACAUCAGUGAAGAGAAUGCCUUCGAGGCCGCUAUUAAGGCAGAUCCGCCAUUUACCAUUGUGAUUCACACCGCAUCGCCGUAUUACUAUAACCCUCAAGAUAUCCAGCGAGAUCUUAUAGACCCCGCCGUGAAAGGAACCGUGGGCAUCCUCAACUCCAUCAAGUGCAACGCUCCUUCGGUACGACGAGUCAUUCUUACAUCAUCGUUCGUUGCGGUGGCCCACGACGCACAGGGUGUCAGUUGGGACCAUACCUAUACGGCAGAAGACUGGAAUCCGGUUACUCCUGAGGAGGCUACUACCAACCCCUUUCGUGGGAUAUCGAGCAAAACCUUUGCGGAACGAGGGGCUUGGGAAUUUGUUGAAAAGGAAAAGCCAAAUUUUGAUCUCGUCACUUUUUGCCCCCCACUCGUGUUUGGCCCGGUAGCGCAUUCGCUGAAGUCUUUCGACGGUCUCAACACAUCUAACAAGCGAAUAUGGGGUAUCAUGACUGGCGGUGCUCGAAACGAGAUUCCAGAUACAGGUUUUUACCUCUGGGUAGACGUGCGAGAUCUGGCCUUGUCGCACGUCAAGGCCGCAGAAGCAGGGACAGAUGUGGCCAACAAGCGCUUCCUAGUCAUUGGGCCAGGGUAUUUCAACAACAAGGAGAUCGUUCGGAUUCUUCAUGAGAAUUUCCCAAAGUACGCAGCCGAGCACUCGCCAACUCUUUCUGCGUCUGGAGGAGUUUAUCCUGCACAGGGCUUGUACCGAUACGAUGUUGAGCCGGUGAAGAAGUUGCUUGGUGUUGACUUUCGGCCACUGGAUGACUGCAUCGUCAAUUUUGCUCGGUCUCUCGAGAACUACCCGUUCGGCGUGUCCCUGUCAUAG
Messenger RNA from Penicillium cinerascens, 1047 nucleotides. RefSeq names its product SDR family oxidoreductase. Bases 1 to 1047 code for a protein of 348 amino acids. The transcript is spliced from 5 exons. The record is from RefSeq and is a predicted model, not a curated record. Lineage: Eukaryota; Fungi; Ascomycota; Eurotiomycetes; Eurotiales; Aspergillaceae. Gene Ontology annotation, molecular function: oxidoreductase activity, acting on the CH-OH group of donors, NAD or NADP as acceptor.